AUGAUUUGGCAAGCAAAAUCAUGGUCGAAGCUACUCGCCAACGAUCUCUUUCUCUCCAGCGACGAUUCUGAAGCGGAGGUGAAGCCGAAGGGGAAGUCGGAGGACAAGAAAAUGAAGAGAGAGCGAUCCGGCAAGUCGAGUGAAGGAUCUAGUUCGAAAAAGUCCAAACCAACUAUCUCCCCAAUUUCUCCGCCAGCAUGCGUUACGGCCAAUGAAUUAUUCGGUGACGAAGACGAUGACAAGAAUGAAUGUGUUAAGAGCUCUACCAAAACGGACAUGGAAUUGAGUGAUAUUAAUACUAGCUCAUCUACAAAGUUUGAAGAAUGCUACAAUCCAGAACCGAAUUCUGUGCAGUUCGUUAAAAAGUCUCCCCAGACGGAAUUAUUAGAAGAUUUAGAAAUAUCAUUAGAGGGUCAUGAUAUCCAUGAUAUUUAUGAAGGGGUUGAUUUGUAUAGGGAGAUCACAUUCCGUAACUCCGGACAGACGUACAAGGGUGUUCCUGUCAUGGCUAGCAAUAUGGACACCGUAGGCACGUUUGAAAUGGCACGGGAACUCUCUAAGCACGGGCUAUUUACCUGCAUACACAAGUACUACAGCAUUGACGAGUGGAAGAAGUUCGCUGAACAGCAUCCAGAAUGCUUAGAACAGAUGGCUGCCAGCUCUGGCACAGCAGAAGCGGACUUCGAGCGGCUGACAGAGAUCCUAAACACCAUAAAAGACCUGAAGUUCAUAUGCUUAGACGUGGCUAAUGGAUAUUCGCAACACUUUGUUGAAUACGUGAGAAAAGUUCGAGCUGCCUUCCCAACCCAUACUAUCAUUGCCGGAAAUGUAGUGACCGGUGAAAUGGUAGAAGAAUUAAUUUUGUCCGGAGCUGACAUUAUUAAGGUGGGAAUAGGACCAGGAUCAGUGUGCACUACUCGCAUCAAAACCGGUGUGGGCUACCCACAGCUGUCUGCUGUCAUAGAGUGCGCAGACGCAGCGCACGGUCUUAAAGGACAUAUAAUAUCGGAUGGUGGAUGUACUUGCCCUGGUGACGUAGCGAAAGCAUUUGGAGCUGGUGCCGACUUCGUGAUGGCUGGUGGAAUGUUCGCCGGUCACGACCAAUGUGGUGGCGAUGUCGUCACCACUGCUGACGGGAGGAAAGUUAAGCUGUUCUACGGCAUGUCCUCGUCAACUGCCAUGCAGAAACAUUCUGGUGGAAUCGCCGAGUACCGGUCUUCGGAAGGUAAAACCGUAGAAGUGGAAUAUCGAGGUGAUGUAGGGGCUACAGUCAAGGACAUUCUAGGCGGACUGAGGUCUGCCUGUACCUACGUAGGAGCCGCCCACUUACGCGAGCUCCCAAGAAGAGCGACCUUCAUAAGAUGCUGCAGACAAGUCAACGACACUUUCUCCUAAAUAGAACAAAUUCAAAUCUUACUAUGAUAGUCGAAACCGAUUGCGAUAGUAAGAUCUAAAUAAGAUAGUGCGAUUAUGGGAUAGUGAUGUCUUGCUUUGAUAGUCGAAUCUGAAAGCGAUAGUGGAAUCUUACUGUGAUAGUGAGAUCUAUUUGGGAUAGUUU
This is a messenger RNA of Spodoptera exigua (beet armyworm), 1558 nucleotides long. The record is from the annotation of a GenBank genome assembly. NCBI's taxonomy places the organism in Eukaryota, Metazoa, Arthropoda, Insecta, Lepidoptera, Noctuidae.